AUGGAGCACCCCAGUGGGCACCAAAUGGCUUCAGAGACCGCCAGCACCGCCAGCGGCGAUGGCGCCAAGCUCGAAUCCCAGAUGUAUCAUCAGCUCCGGAAGCUGAUUAACGUGGUGGACGAGCUGAGGGAUUGCGGCGUUCAGCAGUGGAUUCAGCUGCCGCGCAUAUGUGUCUUAGGCACACAGUCAGCUGGCAAGAGUUCUGUAUUAGAGGCAAUCGUCGGUGUUGAUUUUCUGCCUCGAGGCGACGGCGUAGUUACGCGACGCCCGCUUGAGCUGCGCCUGGUGCAUCUUCCGGAAUCCGAGCACGCUCCUGAAGAGGCAUACGCAGUGUUCGAUUCCUCAAGGGACAAGAAGUAUACGAAUUUCGAAGAAGUUCGCAGGCAGAUCGAACGCCUCACAGAUGAAGUCGCUGGCAAGAACAAGGGGAUCGUAGACUCCCCCAUAGUGCUCACUGUAUACGCCACGCGAUGCCCAGAUCUAUCGCUUAUUGAUCUACCUGGCAUCACGAGGGUUCCUUUGAAGGGAAGUGACCAGUCAGAUGACAUCGAGGCACUGACACGCCAAAUGGCACUCAGAUACGCUGCUGACCCUCGAACUAUCAUUCUUGCUGUUCUGCCAGCGAAUGCCGACAUGUCCACUUCUGACGCCUUGCAGUUGGCGCGCCGCGUCGACCCCCGCGGUGUACGGACAAUCGGAGUCAUAACGAAAGUUGAUUUAAUGGACAAAGGCACAGACGCCUCGAAAAUGCUGCUAGGGGAAGAGAUUCCGCUUAGACUUGGAUAUACUGGCGUGAGAAAUCGGUCUCAAGCGGAUAUCAAGUCUGGCAAAAGCGUUCAGGCUUGCUUGGAGGAUGAGCGUCAAUACUUCCGCAAGCAUCCGGUGUAUGGCCACAUGCGACCCCAGUAUUUUGGCAUUCCGUCUCUUGUGGAGAAGCUCACGCGAGUCCUCUUUCUUCACAUCAAACAUGUGCUCCCCGAAAUCCGCAAGGAGAUUCAGAUAAAGGCACGAGACGUCCACGGCAGGAUUCAGGAGCUUGGCGAGGGGGUUCCCACCGAGUCUAAAGAUCGAGCUCAGCUGCUGUGGACGGCGAUCACGGAUUAUGUUGAGGUCAUUAAGAGCGCCAUUAGGGGCAAGUACGACAAGCGGCUGCAGAAGUAUUUCGAUCAGGAUCAGUGUCUUACGAUUGGAUCGUGCAUCCGCCACGAAUACACCACGCUGCUGGAGGAUUUCUGCGAGAGGAGCAUCUCGGAUGAUAUCACCGACAAGCAAGUCGAGAACGCCAUCAGACUGCACGAAGGCGAGUCUCUUCCAGGAUUUCCGUCUCCUGAUACGUUCGAGCACCUCAUUCUGCCUUACCUUAAGAGACUUUCGCCCCCCGUAAUGGACUGUCUUGACCGCGUCGCACAGACAUUGGAGAACCUAUCUCAACGCGUGGCGGAGAAGGUGUUUUGUCGGUUUCCUGCCUUGUCGGAUCGCGUCUUAGAGAUUUCUCAAGACAUCCUAGCUCGCGAGCGAGAGGCUACCCGCGAAAUUUUGCAGCACGAUGUUGAUGCUGAGAUGGGUUACUUAUUUACAAACGAUGAGCGCUACCUUCAUGAGCACGGGACGAUGAUUACGCAGCAGCAGCUGACGCUGGAGCAGCUGCAGCAGCAGCAACAGCUGCUGCAGCAGCAGCAGCAGCUGGGUGUUGCGCCGGAUGGGAGGCCGAUCCAGCAGCCUUCGCAUGCAGAGCGAGCUCAGCAGAUGCUGCAGCAAGUGCAGAAUCAAAUGACGAGUCUGUGGACGAGCAAGGAGAAGAAGCGUCCGAUCUAUAGCGAGCAGUUCAUUGCGGAGAUCCGAAGGCGGCUUGACGCUUACUUCAGCCUCGUACUGCACAACGUCCGCGAUACCGUACCCAAGAAAAUAGGCUUUUUCCUCGUUCGCCAGUUGCAAGACAAGUUGCAAUUCGAGCUUUACAACAAGCUGAAUGACGAGCAGCUGUUUUCCUCGCUCCUUGGAGAGCCAUCGCACAUCGUGGAAGAGCGCCGAGCUUUGGUGGGGCAGCUGAAUACUCUCAAGAAGGCGACUGCAGUCCUGCAGCGCGAUCCUCAGAUAGCGGCACUGAACUUUGAUACGGUCGACGCCAUGUUCGACUCGGAUCUUCGCGAAUUGCAACGGAAGAGCAGCUCCCAACGCGCGCCAUCUCUUCGAGCGUCCAGUCAUGUUUCAGGUACAACAUCCAAGUUUGGGGCUUUCUCGCCGCAACGCUUUCUCUUGCGUCAUCCACCGCAGUGUGAGAGGCAGAGAGGCUUUGUGAUGGCCGCCUCCGCGUCUUUUUCUAGCUGA
This is a messenger RNA of Cyclospora cayetanensis, 2328 nucleotides long. RefSeq names its product vacuolar protein sorting-associated protein 1-like. Gene Ontology annotation, molecular function: microtubule binding; GTPase activity; GTP binding. The coding region runs from base 1 to 2328 and encodes 775 amino acids. The record is from RefSeq and is a predicted model, not a curated record. The transcript is spliced from 18 exons. Gene Ontology annotation, cellular component: cytoplasm; microtubule; membrane. NCBI's taxonomy places the organism in Eukaryota, Apicomplexa, Conoidasida, Eucoccidiorida, Eimeriidae.